Messenger RNA from Tarenaya hassleriana, 2180 nucleotides. RefSeq lists its product as uncharacterized. NCBI's taxonomy places the organism in Eukaryota, Viridiplantae, Streptophyta, Magnoliopsida, Brassicales, Cleomaceae. Bases 204 to 1877 code for a protein of 557 amino acids. The record is from RefSeq and is a predicted model, not a curated record. The transcript is spliced from 4 exons.
GUCAUCGGUCCUGUGCCCGACGAACUGCCAGAGAACAAAAGAUCCGAACUUUUAAUUAGGUCAGAGUGCAAAACAGUCGUCUUGUUCGAGAGGAUCAUCCUCCUCCAUCUGGGUUUCCUUGGCUUAAUUGGCUUUACAAGAGACAAAGAAACGAACAGGAAAACAGGGUAAAAGUUUGAAAAUUUUCGAAGAGAGAAAGAGAGAUGGUGAGAGAAGAAAAAGUGGGGGAGAGAGAAUGUGGAGGAGGAGGAGGUGGAGAAGAAAUGGCGAAAAAGUGGAGAGAGUGUUUGUUGGUGGGCAAUAGGUAUAAGAGAACCGGUCCCUCUACUCCCCCACCCAGUUGGCGCCUCCAUUUCUCUCCACCGCCGCGAGACGGGGCUUCCGCCGCCGUCGAUAGUAAGGAGUUCCUGACGAAUCCGGCGACGACGGCGGUUUCUGCCCGGAAAUUGUGCGCCGAAUUGUGGGAAAUCGAACAAUUCCGGCCACCGAUCAUGCGGAGAGAUCUUCGUAAGCUUGGGCGAGUUCGUCGCCGAGAUAAGGUUGAAGAAGAGGCUUCUGAUACGGAAACACUGCAUGAUGGCCCUCCUCAUGAUCACCAGAGGGAAAUCUCAUCAAAGCUUGGUCCUGAUCAUAGACAGGUCCAGAGGAAUGGCCAUGGCGUCCAACCAGUCUCUCCCGCAAGUUACAGCAGCUCAUUGGAGCCCCCGAGCUAUAGUCUGAAAACCUCGACGAAAGUUCUCAAGAUGCUGAACCGGAUAUGGAGCCUAGAAGAGCAGCAUGCUGUUAAUAUGUCACUGGUCAAAGCUCUCAAGAUCGAGUUGGAUCGAUGCAGAGAGGAAAUCAAGGAGUUGCAGAUGGAGAAACAUGCGGAUAGAGAAGGUAUCACUGAGCUAAACGAGAGUAAGUUCACGAGGAGGAGAACAGAACAAGAGAAGCCGAAGAGGCGGUCAGACGGGUUGCACUGGAAAUUAGGGCAAGAACUCUGCCAAGUGAAGCUUUGUCUUGCCGAAGCUUUGAAAGAACUUGAACGGGAGAGAAGAGCGAGUGUUCUUCUGGAGAAUCUGUGUGACGAGUUUGCAGAAGCGGUAAAAGAAUACGACGUAAGGAGACUGGCGGGGAAGUCUCCAGAGGUCGAGAGGGAAAACGUAGAAAGACUAAUUGUGCAUGUAGCAGAAGCAUGGCUCGACGAGAGAGUUCAGAUGAAGUUACAGGAAGAUGAAGAGGAUUCACCGGGAAAUACCUGCAUUGUGGAUAAGUUAGGUCUCGAUAUAGAAACAUUUCUCAGAGCUAAACAAAUCCGUGGUUCAACGAAAGAGAAAAAAGGUCAUCCCCUGCAGUUUAAUCGCUCGAACAGAUUUGAACAAAGUCGCAGUGAAAGUAAGUCACGUUCUCUUGGUCUGAACAGGAGUUCGAGCCGGAGACAGAGGAAAGGCAGUGAGAUGAAGCAAAGGGUUAGCUCAAGUAAACUCGAAAAAGCUUCCAACUUGCAGAAUCUGGUCGGCUGGUACGAGUACGACUACCAUAUUGCGACAAGCAAUGCCCGGUUUCCGGAAAAGGAAAUAAGAAGAGACAACCAGCCCGAGAUUUUACGAGAACUAUGCAGUCGGAAAAGCGAAUGGGUCGGUGAGAUUCACGGAAUGGGAUCGAAUCAAGCUCCUGACUGUAUGGUGAGGAACCAGUCUGUAUCAUCUGAAGGCGAAAAGAUUCACCCAGAGAGUUGUAGUGGUAGUUCAAAGGAAAUCGAGCAUUGCGGUUCACACGAUGUAGACAAGUCUAGAACUUGUCCGAAGCAGACUCGAAGUGUAAAAGACAACUCUCUGCAGGCAAAACUGAUGGAAGCGCGGCUUGAGAGCCGGCGUUUGCGUUUGCGUUUUUGAAACCCGCGUUUCCGUGAGCCGCAGCCACAUGGUAUGAAGCAAUCUCCGAGCCCUCUGGUUCAUCUUGACCCUUUCGAGAACUCGACGCCUCACACGACGCAUGCAGUUUGUUGAGUAUACUUACAUAUGCUUAUGCAAGUUAUGCAUAUAAGCGGAAAUACGUACACGGUACAUCUAUGCGUAUGGAUGGUUCCAUCAGUUUGAUUGUUUGGCUAUUCAUCUGCAAUUUGCUAAACCAAUGAAUGUACCGAACGAGCAAACCGGUUCACGAGCCAUCUCAAUUAAGGAACUUCGUUAGAGUCA